GUUAAUUUCUACAUCGCCGUCGUCGUCGUCGUCGUCGUCGCAGGCACUUGACUGUGCUAAUGGGCGAAAGGGAAAAAGUGAGGCCUGCAUAAAUUGUUUCACCAUCGCCAACAUAAUGCGAAUGGCACAAUAACUUUCGUGUGUGCGUCGAAGGAAACGGUAUCAAAUUUGGGUGCGUUAACUAUUCCCCUGCGUGAAAGCAGACUGCACAGUGGUGAAAAGUUAUCCGAGAACAGUUCUGCUCCGUUCUAUUGUUUUGUGUCUAUCCACCAGUUCCUUUUUUCCAUUCGGGGUGUGUAAUUUCCGUGUGUGUUCAGCUGUGAAACAAACCUGCGCUCGACGUAACUUUACAACGCGUUACGCGGUGGGUUACACUUGUGCCACUCACAUCAUCCCUUCCAGUUCAGUUUGUUUUGUGGGCCAAAGUAUGUGAUUGUUUUGUUCCUAGCGGGUUUAGAUACGGUUCAGUGGCGAAGGGUUGGAGAACCUACAUACACGUAUGUACAAUUCGUGCAGCGUAGCUCUGAUUUAGUCCGCAUUCGAUUACUUCCAUUGGUUGGUGCUUGGAAAAGAAAGCUGGCCGCCGUUCAGAGGAAAGGAGCAUAAAAACCCUUCAGAAUGUCUGUAACAUUUGAGCAGAUUAUACUCGACGCUAAGCGCAUUGCCAAUCGGCUCAAAGACCGAGAGGCCCUAGGAGAUGCACUGCUGCUGGAAUCGGAAUCAGUAAACAAGCACAUCGAAUCGAUGCGUCAGUUCCAGGAUGAUAUCGACAUACUGAACAAAUUGGCACGUGAUCGCUCCAACAACCAGCUGAUAACGAUCAUCCACCAGGAGAAUCCACAGAUCCGCGAGAUACAGCAAGAGAACCGUCUGUUGAAGGCAGCGCUGGAAGACCAUCAGCACGCACUAGAGCACAUCAUGUCCAAAUACCGAGAGCACACGCAAGCGAAAAUUCUCAACACGAAGGUCAACUUUGUGGAAGCAUUCACACGCCACCACCGGUCGGCCGACAUCGAGCGACGCGACGAGCUGAUCCGGCAGCAGACGGCCAAGAUACAGGAAAUGGCCGCUGUUAUGCAGCGCGUCUCGCAGAUGGAUGAGGAAAAGGUCAACCAAGAGCAGGAGGUGUUGAGUAAGUUGAUGACCGAAAAUAAGGGACUGCGGGAGCUGUUGGAAAUAUCGCGCAAGUACGGUUCUGGCGGCCAGAAGAUGCUGGUCGACGAUAAAUCAACCCAAACCGAUAGCUAUCUUUUGGAUGGUUUGAUUGAAGCGGCCGUUACGGCAAGGGCAAACGUAUCGAAGCAAACACCAGCACCGGUAUCAUCGUCACCACCAUCACCACCACAGUCUGCAACCGUACCUACGUCCGGGCCCGCAACCGUACAGUCUGGAGCGCCAUCCCCGAAUGCAAGCUCAACGAAACCGACCGUCGAUGAUCCUGCACGUUCACCAAACAGCAAGAGCUCCGUUGCAAGUCCAUCAACAGUCAGUAAUGGGGUGGCAACGACUUCCCCGAGCGCACCAUCUGCGGCGGCAGCCCCAGCUAGCACUACUACCGUGGCAACCUCUUCAACUUCGUGACGUGAUUCGGGUGAAUGUCAGGUAUCGGUUUUGUUCUGCUGCCAAUCGGCCCUACUGUAGGAUGCGUCGAUGAUCGAGUUGCGUUUCAUGCGAUUAACGGUACGACUCACAAAGAAAUAGACACACGGCGAGAAUUAUUAAAACAAUCUUUCGAACAAAAAGGGCUAGCAUUGGGUGACCAUAUCUCGAAACUGGGGGAAGGUUUACAGAACACACCAUUUGCACAUCCAUUGCACGAUCAUUCGAUCACCCAUAUGCGAUUUUGUUUGUUGUUGUUUGCCUAUGUUUGUGUCGUAUUUAUAUGUACGCAUUGAUUCGCUCCACUGUCUGACGCACGCAAUGGAAUGCGCAAACAAAACAAAAAUAAUAUACUGCACUCUUUCACUAUCGGCAAAUUCCUUUUUAGUCAUCAUUUUAGAGAGGAAAUGUAGGAAAAAAUUUAAAAAAAAUCAUCGAGUUGUGGAAAAAACUGUCGAACAUAAUGCAUUUUUCGUACGACAAGCAGUUUUCAUAAGCAUUACGUAUGCAAUUUAGACUGUUACACUGAGGGCUCAACAAAAAAACAUUACCGACAUUGAGUUCUGGGUCUUGUGGGGUAAGAGUAGAAAUGCAGAGUGCAAUAGUCGCUUUGUAAUUUGUUUUUCUUUUGCAUAAAUGUUUGUUUUUGUUUAUUAUUAGCACCUUAAGCACCAUUGAAAGAGGAGCUUGACUCGCAAAUGAAUGUUCGAACCUGUUGAACGGAGAACAUCGUCGCUCCACACAAUGUGCAACCAAGAGAUCGAGGCUUUUCCUUAAUCGCGUGUUUAGUUUAGUAAAUUGUCGUUGAAUGUUGACAAGAGAGAAAAAAACAAACCCCCUAAAGGAGAAAAGAAUGCAAAGUGUACGUAUCAUUUUCGUGUAUUUUGUAUUUUUUGUCCUUUAAGAAGCGCUCAUCGACAGUUCCAUUUAGUUUCCUGCUUCGUCCUCACAAAUCUGAGUGCAGUGUCACUCUAUUCUCGUCAAUCGCCAAAUAAAUACGGAAAAUUAAAACGCACACUCUCGCCUACGGAAAUGAGGCCGGCGACAAAAGAGUUUAAAAGAAAUCACUUGAAUAAAUACUACUAAACAUUAACACAUACAACGCUUGCUGUUCCCUUUUCCUGUUCGUCGUCCAUGCGUAUCGUACCAUGCGCGGGGUU
Molecule: messenger RNA, 2759 nt
Organism: Anopheles moucheti
Lineage: Eukaryota; Metazoa; Arthropoda; Insecta; Diptera; Culicidae
Gene: Fgop2
Product: FGFR1 oncogene partner 2 homolog
Exons: 2
Coding region: 619-1581 (320 amino acids)
Source: RefSeq, a predicted model, not a curated record